AUGGCAGAAACAGAUAAAUCGUACCUGAUUAAAGUGAUUAGAAGUCAACUUUGUAGAAUAGCAGAGAUUGGAUCUGAACUAUCUGUACUUGUACUUGCACCAACAGGAGCUGUCGCAUACAAUAUUAACGGUGCAACUAUUUAUUUAACACUUUUCAUUCCAUUGCAAAUUGGAAAUAAUAUUGAUUUGAAAAUCAGGUGUCGAAUGCUCAAUUUGAUUGAUAUUCAGUUGCAACAAGCUUUUCCUAAGCAUAAAAAUGAACCAUUUGGUGGUAGAUCUAUUAUUAUGAUCAGAGAUUUCGGUCAACUUCUACUAGUACUUGAUUUUCUCAUAUAUGCUGCUAAUGUUUCAAGAGACCCAUUAUCUAAUAGUGGUAUUAUAUCAUACGGUCAGUUUCGUGAGCAUUCUGUUGCAAAAGUCUUUGCUAAACACACUAGUAACCAAGAAGCUAAAAAAGCUGACUUUGACAUUGCAAAAAGUCUUGAAGCACAAUUUUUAUUAGCUAAAGCAGUCUUUAUUGCUUUUGACAAUUACAACAGUUCUGCUAUUAAAACUUUAGAAGGUGUAAAUGUUAUUCCAAUAGUGCCUAUUCAAUGUACUUGGGAAAGUAAAUCUGGAGUAUUGUGCUCACGAACACAGAUUCCUGUUUGUCUUGUCUGGGCCAUUACGUGUCUCAAGUUUGUACCCUCACUGAUAUUCUUUUUAAACCUUUCAGUUUUGAAAGGCUUCAGCGAAUUAAAAACUAUAAAAGAUUACAAAAUCGAAAAAGUGAAGAAGAAUGACUGA
Molecule: messenger RNA, 786 nt
Organism: Racocetra persica
Lineage: Eukaryota; Fungi; Glomeromycota; Glomeromycetes; Diversisporales; Gigasporaceae
Source: the annotation of a GenBank genome assembly